Molecule: messenger RNA, 1326 nt
Organism: Diutina rugosa
Lineage: Eukaryota; Fungi; Ascomycota; Pichiomycetes; Serinales; Debaryomycetaceae
Exons: 1
Coding region: 1-1326 (441 amino acids)
Biological process (GO): transmembrane transport
Cellular component (GO): membrane; endoplasmic reticulum
Source: RefSeq, a predicted model, not a curated record
AUGGAGGUGCUAUCGAUCGCGUUUCUCACGUUCCAGGCGGUGCUCCAGGUGGUGAUAAUAUGUGUUGCCGGCUUCAUCAGUGCCCGCACGGGUUUACUUAACAAGAACGCCCAGAAGAUCAUCUCCCAGUUGAAUGUUGAUUUGUUUACUCCCUGCUUAGUGUUUUCCAAGUUGGCGCCGCUGCUUUCGCUUUCGAAAAUGGCCAAUUUGGCGGUGAUCCCCGUGUUUUUUGUGGUGCUGACGGCGAUCUCAUAUGUGUGUCUGAGGGUGUCGCUGGCGGUGUUAGGGCUUAACCACCCGGAAUCGGACUUUGUCACGGCGAUGGCGGUCUUCGGUAACUCCAAUUCGCUCCCCGUAUCGCUCACGAUGCUGUUGGCGUACACCUUACCCGAUUUGUUAUGGGACGAUUUACCUAAUGAUACCGCCGAUGGGGUGGCUCUGAGAGGUAUACUAUACCUCUUGAUCUUCCAGCAGUUGGGCCAAGUGUUGAGAUGGUCGUGGGGCUAUAAUAAGCUCAUGAAAAAGCGACCUUUACGGGAAUUAUAUCACGAUACUCAGUUGGACCCAGACUCGCCAGUAUUGGCGCAAAUGGCCGAGGAAGAAGCCGCCCUCACCAUCGCCCGUCCCCUGCCUCCCAUGGGCGCUGGUGAACGCCUGCCGUUGAUCCAGUACUCGCUGGACGAAGAAGUGGCGAUUGAGAGAGCGACGUUUGACGAUGACGAUCUGGCCAAAUACGCCGACGCCACCAUCACCAUUACCCCCAGAGAAAGCCGCAUAUAUCGAGUGUGGAAAGGGUUUGUUUCGUGGAUGAACCCGCCAUUGUGGGCAAUGGUGGUGCUGAUUGUGGUGGCACUGGUGCCGGCGUUCCAGUCAGCGUUUUUCACUCCGGGGACGUUUGUCAAUAAUACGGUAACGAUGGCGAUUAACCAGCUUAGUCUGGUACUGAUUCCCUUGAUUUUGAUCGUGUUGGGGCUGAAUUUAGCCCCCUCAACUGACGUCCCCCCCGCCACUAAACGUUACCAUAAGAUCAUCAUCGGGUCGCUCAUGCUGAGAAUGAUCCUCCCCCUGAUUAUUUUGCUCCCCAUCAUCGCCUUAUGUGUCAAAUACAUCAACGUGCUGAUCCUCGACGACCCCAUUUUCUUGAUUGUGGCGUUUAUCUUGACGGUGGCGCCACCAGCGAUCCAGCUCUCGCAGAUCACCCAGUUGAACAACUUGUACCAGCAGGAGAUGGCGGGCAUUUUAUUUUGGGGCUACGUGGUGUUGACGUUGCCCACCACCAUAUUCAUCGUGGUGACGUCAUUGGAGGUCCUCAAGUGGGCCUUGUAG